CGGAUGUCUAAAGUACUCUAUUACUCUAUAAUAAAUCUAUAUUAAACAUUUGAGUACGAGUGUCGGAGUGUACCAGACACUACCAGUGACUAUAUAGUAAUUUUCUGUUUGCUAUGUAUUAAAGAGAUGUUUCCACCACAAAAACAUAGAAUAAAGACAUCCAACAUUUUCCUAACCUUUUUGGCUGUUUGUUUAGUUUUGGCGAACAUUGCAUUCGUCCAUGGGGAUAUAUCAGAUCUACUAGACGAUAAAAUUAAUUGUAUUACUUGGUGUACUUUAAAUGUCCAAGAACAAUCGAAAUGUUUAAAUUUGUCUGCAGCUGUUAAUAGAGAUAGACAAAGAUUUAACCCAAGAGAUUUUAUGGAACUCGUUUGUAAACCGGGACUUAAUAAAGAUGACUGUAUGAUGAAGUUAGAUAACAAUGCAGCAGAUAUUUUGAGUUUAGAUGCUGGAGAAGUAUUUGUUGGUGGCUGAUAUAAUGGUUUGAUACCAUUAAUGCAACAAAUAUUUGAAGAUGGCUCUACUGAAUAUUACUCUGUUGCUUUAAUAAAAAAAAACACCUUAAAGGAUGUGUAUAACCUUGGGGAUUUGAAGGGUAAAAAGGCUUGUUUUGCUGGGGUCGGUACUCAAGCUGGAUGGAAUGUACCAAUAAAUACUCUUAUUUCUAAAGGCUAUAUGAAAAUUGUAGACUGUAAUAACCAUGUGAAAACUACUAUAGAAUUCUUUGGUAAUAGUUGCGCUGUAAAUUCAUUACUUGCCAUGUACAACCCAAUGGGUGAUAAUUCUGCCCGUUUAUGUAUUCUCUGCGCUAGCAAAGUUUCUGGCCAAAAAUGUACAUCAAACGAUCCAUAUGCUGGUGACGAAGGAGCGUUCAGAUGUUUAAUUGAGACGGGUGAUGUCGCAUUUUUACGACAUACAACUGUAUUGGAAAUGUUAAAGGAUCCAUCAUUAUUCAGUAAAAUCAGAGAAGAUGAUUUAGAAUUAUUAUGUGUGGAUGGUUCAAGACGUCCAAUUAGUGAAUACAAUACCUGUAAUUGGGGACCAGUGCCUACUGAUGCUAUUAUGACUACAUCCGCCAAAACAUCUUCUGCUCGUAUUUCAUACCAAAGAUGGCUACGGAAAGUAAUUGAAUUAUAUGGAAAACCAAGAUCUCCACAACAGUUCACAUUUACGGGUCCUGACAUAUACUGGGCAGGAGGAUUCAUUCAAUCUCAGUCUCAAAUCCACAACAAUAUUACCAAAAGUUUUGAUUUAUUUGAUUCUUCAGUUUAUGACAAUCACCACAAUCUUUUGUUACAGGACUCAACAAGAGGUUUACGGCUCUUGGAAGAAACCCAACAAACAUAUACAAGUUAUUUAGGAGAAGCCAUGGACAUUAUACUCGGAGUACGGUAUUGUCCUGUUUCCAAAAUGACACUCUGUGUAACGUCUGAGCCAGAAAUGGAUAAAUGUAUUAAAAUGAAGUUGGCUUUAAGACUUCAACUUUUGGUUCCUGAAUUGCAUUGUUUCCGAGGUUACAGUCAUGUGCAUUGUAUGCAAGCCAUUAGAAAUGGAAAUGCAGAUGUUGCAGUGAUGGAUGCUGGCGAUAUUUAUACCGCUGGACUGCAUUAUGAUGAAAUACCAUUUAUCACUGAAAUGUAUGAUCUACCUGAACCAGAAUAUUAUGUUGUUGCUGUUGCAAAAAAAGAGGAUCCGGAUACUGAAAUAUCAUUUUUAAAAGGUAAAAUGACAUGUCACUCGGGUUUAUAUUCUGGUGGUGGAUGGAUAAUACCAAUGGCAUUUUUGUUGAGUAAUGGGUGGAUACGAAGUUAUGGAUGUGACUCAAUACAAGCUGCCUCUGAAUACUUUAGUAAAUCAGGUUCUAGUUAUCGGUACUGCAGACGUGAUGCCACUGAAGACUUUUAUGGCUACACAGGAGCCUUAAGAUGUUUGGUCGAAGGUGGUGGAAAUGUAGCUUUUGUCAAACAUACCACAGUGUAUGAGAAUGUAGGUGGAAGACGCAAACAGUUGUGGGCAAGAAAUACUUUAACUAAUGAUUUUGAACUUCUGUGUCCUGAUGGUAGAUCAUCGAUUCAUGAUUAUAAGAGGUGUAGCUUGGGUAAAGUGAAAGCUAACGCUGUUAUAACUCGUGGAGGGGAAGCUUAUAAUCAUACCGAAGUGAUGGCAUUCACCAAUCUGUUUAUGGCUGCCCAGCAGUGGUAUGGCAUGAAAACUACUAUUGACAAGUUUACUUUCAGUAUGUUCAAGUCACCAGAACCGUACAGUGAUCUUAUUUUCCAGGAUGCUACCCAGCAGCUUGCAUCCAUUGAUAGUUCACUAAGACAUUAUUCUGAGUGGUUGGGGGAAAAUUUCAUGCUGGCACGUCGUCUUGUCGACUGUCGCGCACCUGGUAGUAAUUUGUAAUAAUUAGGGCUCGGAUGUUUAUAAAAUUGCAUAUUUUUUUCUAUUUAUCCAAUUUAAUGCUCACCUAGAUACAAAUUUAAUUCAUGUUCUACUGAAUCAAAAAAUACUAUUUUUACUUUGCAUAUUUUUGCAUAUUUAAUGGUUUUGUAUUUUAAUAACAUAUUUAGGGAUUUUAAAAAAACAAUUUAAAUUUUUGAACUAUAUAUAAGUUUUAUAGUGGUAACUACAAUCUACCACGCAUUGACGUAAAAUAUAAAUGUUUAUUAAUUUAGGGCUCGGAAGUUUAUAAAAUUGCAUAAUUUUUUCUAUUUAUCCAAUUAAAUGCUCACCUGGAUACAAAUUUAACUCAUGUUCUACUGAAUAAAAAAAAAACUAAUUUUAAAUAUUUUUGCUUAUUUAAUGGUUUUGUAUGUUAAUAGCAGAUUUUGGGAUUUAAAAAUUAAAAAUUAAAUAUUUAUGUUUUUUGUGCAUAUAUUGUUGUUUAUAUUGGCUAGAAAUGCAUAUUUUAUAUUUAUAGCGCAUAUUUUGAUUGCAUAUUUCGUAAUUUUUUAGUGCAUAAACGCAUGCAUAUUUCAGUAAUUUUAAGUGCAUAAACAUCUGAGCCCUAGUAAUAAUAAAUGCUCAUUAUUAGACAAGGAUCAACUUAAUGUUGGUUUUGGUGUAUCAGUAGAAUCAAGAUAUUUGUUACCUUGGACAUUUUAUAGAUAAUCUUAUCGCUACAGUAUCUGCUACAUAAAAAUUAAUUCUGUGAUGAAACAAACACAGUUUCUUUUUCGGCCAACAACUAUUUACUCUUUAAUUCUUUAUCUGCAGGAUACCUUUAUUUAACAGAAAGUAAAUGGCAUAAAUAAUACAUGUAUAUUAUUUUGACUGCAUAAUGUGUACUUAUUAGUUAUUUAUAAUAAAACAUUAUGACAUAUUCAGGAUCUUUUUUGUUAUACGUAUACCAUUUCCUACUUUACGGGACACUCCUUUUUUGGGGAGACGUCAGUGAUGCCAGUGUUGCUACUCGCUCGCUGUGCUGCACUCGGACAA
This is a messenger RNA of Metopolophium dirhodum (rose-grain aphid), 3438 nucleotides long. RefSeq names its product transferrin 2-like. The record is from RefSeq and is a predicted model, not a curated record. Gene Ontology annotation, cellular component: plasma membrane; early endosome; extracellular region. NCBI's taxonomy places the organism in Eukaryota, Metazoa, Arthropoda, Insecta, Hemiptera, Aphididae. The coding region runs from base 496 to 2403 and encodes 635 amino acids. Gene Ontology annotation, biological process: iron ion transport. The transcript has 17 exons.